Messenger RNA from Helianthus annuus (common sunflower), 2934 nucleotides. RefSeq lists its product as uncharacterized. The transcript has 14 exons. The record is from RefSeq and is a predicted model, not a curated record. Bases 263 to 2614 code for a protein of 783 amino acids. NCBI's taxonomy places the organism in Eukaryota, Viridiplantae, Streptophyta, Magnoliopsida, Asterales, Asteraceae.
UAUACUUAAAUAAAACGGUUCUAAGGAAUUACAAGUGAAUUGUUGUUUUUGAUAAAUUAGAACAUCCUUGAAAUUCUCAAAUAAAACCCUGGUUUUGACCGACUUAUAUAAACUACGUUUUUUUUUGAUACUUCAAUCCGUGUGUUCUACACAUGAAAACAUCUUCCCCGCCUUUUCACUUCCCCUGAAAUUCUUCCCCGCCUUUUCAUCAAGCCGUUCUCUUUAUCCUAAUCCGUGUUCAAUCGAGCAAUCCACCGUAAAAAUGUCUGACAAAAAGAAAAGGGGAGCUGCCAAAUGCAAGAAGAUGUUUCUUGAUCCAAAUAACCAAACAGUUCAAUUCAAUGAGGCGGGUUUAGCAAUUGGAGCAAAUGCAUCGAAGUUUAUCUCAUUCGCUUGUUUAGAGUUUAGGACAAGGAUUCCUUAUUAUAAACUAGUUAAAGACAUAGAUGAACAGAAGUAUUUUGAUGUAUGGGAGUACAUUAAGGAAACAUGGAAGAUACCUAACGAUAACGCAAAAGAGACAGUUAUUCAACAAGGAAAGGACUCAAUGAGAAACUUCCGAUGUACACUUACAAAUGGUUACGCUCGAAAAGAUAAAUCUCCUUUUGAAAUGUAUGCUUUUAUGGACAGAAGUCAUUGGGUUGAUUUUGUUUUAAAAGUAAAAUCCAAAGCUUUUAAGAAAACAAGUCAAAAAGCAAAGAGGAGUGUAGCAAAGAACACUGAUCGUCCCCAUGUAGGUCGAAUGGGAUUUGUUGGUUUACAGAAGUUUGAGGAAGAUAGAUGGAAUCAACUUUUAGAAAGCCACCUACACCUACAUAACUUGGAAGGUGAAGAUAUACAACGAUAUGCUAUUAGCAGAGCGUGCUACAAUUCUGUCACAAAGUUAUAUGAACUUCCAGCACACCUAUUUUCAAAUGGUGAAUUGACAGGAACACUUCACGACAUGUAUUAUAAAGAGAUAGAGAAGAAGAAAGAUGGUACACAUGAUAAACAUGGAAAUGAUGUAGUUACAAUUAACUUGCAUUCGAGAAAGAAAAAAAAGAAGUCUAAGGGGGCACAAAUAGUAAGAAAAGAGAUUGGCGCUAUACAAAAAGAUCAAGAUCGUGUUGCUGCAGCGGCUCAAGCGAGCUCGAUUAUUCGACUACCAAAAAUUAAGUCGAUAAGUACUUGUGAUCUUCUAUGGCCAUUCGAUGACUCCUUCCCGGAUAUGAUAUUAGGACAUGGACAGGUUUAUCCUACUUCUGUUAGGAUUUUAGAUAAAAGGCCGAUACAUGACGACUAUGUGCAAGUCCAUGUAGAUGAUGUAAACCAGGAAUAUAAAGGUUAUCCUGUCCCGCCACACACAAUGAUUGAAAAUGAAGUAAUUAAUAUGGGCAGUACACAUAGAAAAUUUAUUCAGUGGCCUAGAAAAGCAAUCAAGCUUCUAAAUACUAUUACUCCACGAAAAUCCAUUGCCCAACAUCAGCAACCGGCCCAACAAUCUGAGUAUUAUACGCCCGCACCGUAUGAUGAAGGACUAGUGACAUUUCAAGAAGAGCUAAACAUUGGCACGGGAUUUGUGGAUUUGUUGACUAACUCAAUUCUGAUACAACCAACUCAUACUGAGCAUGUCUCGGAUCCUAAAGCUUCUAAGUUUGUUUCUAAUCCUAAGGCUCGUGAGACUUUGCCUUGUUCUAAAUCUACAGAGCAUGUCUCUGAUCCUAAAGCUUCUAAGUCUGUUUCUGAUCCUAAGGCUCGUGAGACUUUGCCUUGUCCUAAAUCUACAGAUCAUGUCUCUGAUCCUAAAGCUUCCAAGGUUGUUCCUAAUUUAAAAGCUUCCAAGGCUGAGUCCGAUCCUAAAGCAACUGAUGAUGUUUCCGAUCCUAAGGUUGUGAGAAUAGCUGCAAUUUUGAAAAUGGCAGAGUCAAGGCCUAAAAAAAUAUAUGGUUUUGCGGAACAGUUGGCGACUUUAUCUACCAAAAAGAUCUCAGUAAAAGUCACUUCCCCCAGUGGGAUGUACAAGGAUGAUUUUACAGAGGAUGUUGAAAUAGAGGAGACGAUGACGUUAUGUGUCAAUGGUUUAUUGGAACUAAGUGUUUUGCAUUGGUAUUCCAUGUAUUUAUAUGCAUAUGGGGGAUUUAAAGGUCGUGAUAAAACUGCAUAUUUUAAUCCACGAAUGAUCCAUUUUGAUGUCUGCGAUAAGUAUGAAAACUUUGUCAUCGAUCAUAUUAAAGAUGUGAUGGAUCAUCAUAAAGAAAGGCACUAUUUUAUGGCACCGCAUCUAGCCUGGGGUCAUUGGUCGUUAAGUGUGAUUUUUCACAAUCCCAGCAAUCUCAAGUUCUACGGAUACAUUAUUGACUCCAAGAAAAAAGGAAAGAGUCCUGAGAGUUACAUCAUUACUAAAUUAUUUGAAAAGGCUACGGGAGAGAACAUUAUAUGGCAAAUGGUUAAUUGCCCUCAACAAAAGGGUGGCUGGGAAUGUGGAUAUUAUGUCAUGAAGGCCAUGUAUGAUAUUGUGAUUAGUUGCCAAGAAAAAAUUAUUCUCCAUAGCAAAGAGCCCCUCACUAAACAACAAAUUGACAAUUUUGUAGAAGAUACAUUGAAGAACUUUAUGAUAACUUUGGGAAGAGAAUGAGACAUGGAAAUGUUCCCGUAUCAGUGAUCACGUUUUUGUUUUUACAGGUAGGUUGCUAGGUUACCAGGUUGCCGGUUUUUAGAUGUGGAUCUUCUUCGACUAAGUUAGAGGUUGUUUACAAGCUCAAAUCCUACUGAAGUUUGAUGUUGCAGGAUUCAGGACAAAGCAGUUUAGUUUGGAUGAAUAUCAGUGAAUUAUGACUUGUGUUUUGUUGACAUUUAGUGAAUUAUGACUUGUGUUUUGUUGACAUUUAUAUUUGUAACUCAAAUAUUUCUAAUAAAAAAUUAUAUAUAUAUAUUAAAUUUAUUUUAACAUGCUUA